UUAUAAAAAAGAGCGACUGAUGCUAGCUGUUACGAAAACACAAGGCUGCUGAUAUGCAUUCUUCCAAAAACUCUACAAACAUACCACCCCACCUACUCUUUUUAAUUUUCAUUCUCUCUCUUGCAUGAAUGAAACUGAUGAAAGAGCAAAACCAGAUAUCAUGUUGAGAUAUGAGUUACGAGGUGUUAUUUUAGAACCAUAGGAACAGUGAGAGAAAGAAAUAAAAAAAUGGAUGUGACGUCAUUUUUGAGGUCAUCUCCUAGGAGCAGCUCCAAUUAUAGUCGGCACUUUGACAUACCGGAGGCAGAAACAUCGGAGCAUGUUGGCGGUGCAAUGUUGCCCAUUUUCCUCAAUAAUUUACAGACAAACAAUAAUGAUCGAGACUUGGUUGAGGUCACGCUAGAACUGGAGGACAAUUCCUUUGUUUUGUGUACCAUAAAACCAAGUCCAGAUCACAACAACAAAAUUUCUGCUGGAGAAGAAGAAGAAGAAAAUUCUCCCAGCGGACUUGUCUCGAGCAGUACGCGUGCAUCUCCCAGGAAAUUCUCGUGGUUAAGAUCACCGGAAAGGAGUGAUCACCAUCAUUUUCAUCAAAAUCAGAUGACGGAGAUGAAAUCAUCAAAAUUGAAGAUGGUGAGGAAUAAAUCGACCACUCAGCGAGCCCUUGGAGGGUUGAGAUUCAUAAGUAAGACGACCGGAGAAUGUGAUACUAAUAAUGAUCUUUGGGGAAAAGUUGAGACUCGCUUCAACGCUUUGGCCAAGGAUGGUUUGCUCACUAGAGAAGAUUUCGGUGAAUGCAUUGGAAUGGGGGAUUCAAAAGAGUUUGCGGUGGGAAUUUUUGAUGCAUUGGUACGAAGAAGGCGACAAAAGAUGUCAAAGAUAAGCAAAGCAGAGCUACACGAAUUCUGGUUGCAGAUUUCUAACCAAAGCUUUCACGCCAGACUUGCGAUUUUCUUUGACAUGGCUGAUAGCAAUGGAGAUGGAAGAAUCACGAAAGAAGAAGUUCAAGAGCUGAUAAUGCUGAGUGCUUCAGCAAAUAAGCUAUCAAAAUUGAAGGAAAAUGCAGCAGAGUAUGCUUCUUUGAUAAUGGAGGAAUUAGACCCAGAAGGUCUUGGUUACAUUGAGUUAUGGCAGUUGGAAACACUUCUUCUACAAAGGGACAAUUACAUGAGCUACGGUAGGCCUUUAAGCACAACCAGUGUUGACUGGAGUAUAAACUUAGGAACCUGCAAGACCAACAACAUAGUAAAGAAAGCAAGUCGUGCCCUCAAAUGCCUUGUCUUAGAGAACUGGCAUAGAGGCUGGAUUAUCUUGCUAUGGUUGCUGGCUAUGAUUGGACUUUUCACUUGGAAAUUCAUGCAGUAUAGGCAAAUGGAAGCAUUUCAAGUAAUGGGUUACUGUUUGGCUACAGCUAAAGGGGCCGCGGAGACGCUCAAGUUUAACAUGGCACUAAUCCUUUUACCAGUUUGUCGAAACAUGUUAACUAGGUUACGUUCAACAAGAGCCAGGAUACUUAUUCCAUUUGAUGACAAUAUCAAUUUUCACAAGAUUAUUGCACAUGCCAUAGCUGUUGGCAUAAUACUUCAUGCAGCCAACCAUUUAGCGUGUGAUUUUCCCCAUCUGGUUAACUCAUCACCAGAAAAAUUUGCACUCAUAGCUUCUGAUUUUGACAAGUUGAAGCCAAGUUACAAAAGUCUUUUGACUGGUGUUGAGGGCAUCACUGGUAUUUCUAUGGUAAUUUUGAUGACUAUAGCCUUCAUACUGGCAACACGAUGCUUCAGGAGGAGCAUACUGAAGUUGCCACCCCCUCUGAACCAAUUAACAGGCUUUAACGCAUUUUGGUAUUCUCAUCACCUUCUGGCAUUGGUCUAUAUAUUGCUACUACUACAUGGAACAUUCCUGUUCUUUGUCCACAAAUGGUAUCAGAAAACUACGUGGAUGUAUAUCUCCCUUCCAUUAAUCCUGUACAUUGCAGAGAGGACUUCGAGAACAUGGCGAUCAGAAGACUAUGCAGUUAAGAUCUUGAAGGUUUCUGUACUUCCAGGAGAUGUCUUGAGCUUGAUCAUGUCAAAACCAGCUGGUUUUAAAUACAAGAGCGGGCAGUAUAUAUUCUUGCAGUGCCCAACAAUAUCAUCAUUUCAAUGGCAUCCGUUUUCCAUAACAUCUGCACCAGGAGAUGACUACCUCAGUGUUUAUAUCCGGAUUGUAGGUGACUGGACAAAAGAUCUUAAGAGGGUAUUUACAAAGAUUCCAGCAUGUGUAGUUGGUCAAGCAAAGUUUGAAGAACAUGAAAAUGUUGAUCAAAGAGGUUUACCUAGAUUGCUUGUAGAUGGACCAUAUGGCGCUCCAGCACAGGACUAUCAAAAUUAUGACGUCUUACUUCUUGUAGGACUUGGUAUUGGAGCUACACCUUUUAUAAGUAUCCUAAAGGAUCUACUGAACAAUACAAGAGCACAUGAAAAUGUGGAUUUGAAUACUGAGACCAGCGCAUCAGAUGACAGCUGGACAAGUUUUGUUUCUUCAAGCACAGCAUCAAGUGUAAAGAAGAAAUCACAAAGGACGAGAACUGCACAUUUUUAUUGGGUUACCAGAGAACCUGGAUCCUUAGAGUGGUUCAAAGGAGUGAUGAAUGAAGUUGCAGAGAUGGAUCACAAAGGUCAGAUAGAGAUGCAUAAUUAUCUAACGAGUGUUUAUGAAGAAGGUGAUGCCAGAUCAGCUCUCAUCACCAUGCUCCAAGCACUUAAUCAUGCAAAACAUGGUGUUGACAUCCUGUCUGGCACUAGGGUGAGGACACAUUUUGCAAGGCCCAAAUGGAUUGAAGUGUUCAAGAAAAUAGCUUUGAAACAUCCCUAUUCAACAGUAGGAGUCUUCUACUGCGGGAUGCCUGUCUUGGCAAAGGAGUUGAAGAAGCUAUCUCAAGAAUUAAGUUACAAGACAUCCACGCGUUUCGAGUUCCAUAAGGAGUACUUCUGAUAUUAUAAAUUUUCAACAAUAAUCCCAGCGGGUUUUUUCCUUUACAUUUUGUAACUAUUUAUGUGAUGCAUGUGCAUGUGUAUUUCAAUUAAAAAUGUAAAUGCAUGUAUCAUACAAGAUAUGAAAAUACUAUAGUGAAAGAGAGUUUUUUCACUAGAGAAUUAUACAUGAUCAUUACAAUACAGAAGAACCAUAUUAUUGUACCAUAAUGCACAUCUUAUGAGCAAAAAAAGCAUGGCGUGUCAAGAAAGGUUAAUCAAAUUCUCAGAGCAUUUGCA
Molecule: messenger RNA, 3251 nt
Organism: Solanum dulcamara
Lineage: Eukaryota; Viridiplantae; Streptophyta; Magnoliopsida; Solanales; Solanaceae
Product: respiratory burst oxidase homolog protein E-like
Exons: 14
Coding region: 229-2973 (914 amino acids)
Cellular component (GO): plasma membrane
Molecular function (GO): NAD(P)H oxidase H2O2-forming activity; calcium ion binding; peroxidase activity
Source: RefSeq, a predicted model, not a curated record